AGAACUGAUUAACACCAUUAAAUACAGAAAGAGACCAGCCUCUCACUCUGACAGACGGAAGAGUCCUUCAGGGGAACCAGACCCAGAGACUCCCAAACCAGCGAGACGACACCACUGCUCCCUGUGUAAUAUGAGUUUUAAGUGGUCAUGGAAGCUGAAAGAGCAUAAAAUGACACACGUAGGAGAAAAGCCAUUCCAAUGCUCCCAGUGUGGAAAGAGUUUUACUUUGUUAGGGAGCCUGAACAAACAUAAGAGAAUACACACAGGAGAAAAGCCUUAUCACUGCUCCCAAUGUGGAAAUAGUUUUAUGUGGUUAGGGAGCCUGAACAAACAUAAGCGAAUACACUCGGGAGAGAAGCCUUUCCCCUGUUCCCAUUGUGGAAAGAAUUUUAGGUUGUUAGAUACCCUGAAGGAGCACAAGAGGACACACACAGGGGAAAAACCUUACCAUUGCUCCCAGUGUGGAAAUAGUUUUUCCCAGUUAGGGAACCUAAACAAACACAAAAAAAUACACUCUGGAGAGAAACCGUACCCCUGUUCCCAUUGUGGAAAGAAUUUUAGGUUGUUAGAUAAUCUGAAAGAGCAUGAGAGAACACACACAGGGGAGAAACCUUACCAAUGCUCCCAGUGUGGAAAUGAUUUUACCCAGUUAGGGAACCUAAAAAAGCAUGAGAUAAUCCACUCUAGAGAGAAGCCUUACCACUGCUCCCAUUGUGAAAAGAGAUUUACCCAGUUAGGGAGCCUGAACAAACAUAAGAGAAUACACUCUGGAGAGAAGCCUUACCCCUGUUCCCAUUGUGGAAAGAAUUUUAGGUUGUUAGAUAAUCUGAAAGAGCAUGAGAGGACACACACAGGGGAGAAACCUUACCAUUGCGCCCAGUGUGGAAAGGAUUUUACCAAGUUAGGGAACCUAAAAGAGCAUGAGAGGACACACACAGGGGAGAAGUCUUAUCACUGCUCCCAUUGUGGAAAGAGUUUUAUCCAGCUAGGGAACCUGAAUAAACAUAAGAGAAUACACUCUGGAGAGAAGCCUUACCCCUGUUCCCAGUGUGGAAAGAAUUUUACCCAGUUGGGGAACUUAAACAAACAUAAGAGAAUACACUCUGCAGAGAAACCUUAACAUUGUUCCAAGUUAGGGAACCUGAAAAGGCAUGAGAAACAUAAACACAGUUUGGAUAGAGUUUUAGUUCGGGAACCUAAUUGUGGAAAGACAUUUUCCCGGACAGAGAAUCUGAAAUCACAUGAGAGCAUAGACAAGGCUAGUGUUCUGACUUAUGUUUUUGAGUGUUGUUUUUAUCAAAUCCCCCCACCCCCAAAAAAAAAAUAGUCCUACUUUAGUUUUUUCCUCUUGAGACAUGAUUACAAUUACAAUAAAGUUACAAUUUAAAAUGUUUUUUGAUUAUGGAUUUGGAUUGAUUGAAUAGAAAUAUGAACCCUCAGAUGUUAAUGAUAUGAUUUGGAAAGUUGUCAAAUGUAAUUAUUAAAUGGAGGAAUCUAAAACGGAUCCGUAAACUGAUACGCAUUAUCUAAUCCAUUAUCUAAUCCAUUAUCUAAUCCAUUAUCUAAUCCAUUAUCUAAUCCAUUAUCUAAUCCAUUAUCUAAUCCAUUAUCUAAUCCAUUAUCUAAUCCAUUAUCUA
Messenger RNA from Oncorhynchus nerka (sockeye salmon), 1637 nucleotides. Its product is annotated as zinc finger protein 678-like. The record is from RefSeq and is a predicted model, not a curated record. Lineage: Eukaryota; Metazoa; Chordata; Actinopteri; Salmoniformes; Salmonidae. The transcript has 2 exons. The coding region runs from base 131 to 1120 and encodes 329 amino acids.